Messenger RNA from Hyaena hyaena (striped hyena), 530 nucleotides. Its product is annotated as histone H2B subacrosomal variant-like. Gene Ontology annotation, cellular component: nucleosome. Gene Ontology annotation, biological process: nucleosome assembly. The transcript has a single exon. Gene Ontology annotation, molecular function: DNA binding; structural constituent of chromatin; protein heterodimerization activity. The coding region runs from base 101 to 469 and encodes 122 amino acids. The record is from RefSeq and is a predicted model, not a curated record. Lineage: Eukaryota; Metazoa; Chordata; Mammalia; Carnivora; Hyaenidae.
UCCGAUUGUGGCAUAUCAACAUAAGUAUGAGAGCUCUCCCCAACUCUUAGGCCCUUCACCUCAACACUCGUAACUGAUAAGGAGACCACCAACAUCUGCAAUGGCCAAAUCCACCACCAAAAAGAACAAGUGCUCCAGAGGACAUCCAAGCCCAAUCUCCAGAAAGAAGUCACAUUUCAGCACUGAUAUUGGCCAUAGAAAUUAUUCACUCUACGUAAACAGGGUCCUAAAGGAAGUGGUUCCCCAGAAUGGCAUAUCCUCUCACACCUUGGACAUCAUGAACACCCUGAUCAACGACAUCUUUGAGCACAUUUCUAUGGAAGCCUCAAACAUGAUGUGUUUCCGAAAUCGCCGCACCCUCACCCCUGAAGACAUCCAGAAGGCAGUGUACUUGCUGUUACCUACGAAACUAGCUAAGUAUGCAGUGGCUUUUGGAAGUGAAGCUGUCCACCGAUAUGUCCACUCCUAAACUCCAUGUGCCAGCUUGAUUAACUCUUGGGGAAAGUAAAUCAAACUUACUACCCAAACAA